AUGAAACUGCACUACUCUAAAAUAUUAUUAAUUGCUCUUCCAUUAAAUAUAUUGAAACCUAAUAAAAAUAAACCAUCCAUCAUACGACGUCAUACACAAACCAAUAGAUCAUUAUGUGCAUGUGACACACAAUCAUCAAUUUAUGAGAAAGAUGCGGAGAUGAAAUCAGUGAAGGAACAAUUUGAUGAUCGUACCUCACAACGUUUUGAAGAAUACGAAGAACGCAUGAAAGAUAAAAGAGAAAAACGUAAAGAAGAACGUGAUAAAAAUAUACAAAAACUUAUUGAAAAAGAUAAAAUGGACAAAUCAUUAGCAGAAAAAGUAGAAAAAGGUUGUCUUAAAUGUGGGUGUGCGUUAGGAGGUGUUGCAGCAAGUGUUGGAUUAUUAGGAGGAAUAGGUAUAUAUGGUUGGGAAAUCUCUGCUAUUGCUGCGGCCGCUAAAAAAGCGGGUGAUGCGAUAGGGGUGAAUACACUAAUUUAUAAGUUAAAAAACGAAAUAGUUAUAGAGAAAUUAUUUGGUCUUCCAUUGGAAAAUGCCAUUACUCCAAAAACCUACUUUGAUGCGGCUCUAAUGGUUGAUGGUGUCAAACGU
Messenger RNA from Plasmodium reichenowi, 591 nucleotides. Its product is annotated as rifin. The transcript is spliced from 2 exons. The record is from RefSeq and is a predicted model, not a curated record. The annotation marks the transcript as partial. Lineage: Eukaryota; Apicomplexa; Aconoidasida; Haemosporida; Plasmodiidae.